Moesziomyces antarcticus is the source of this 636-nucleotide messenger RNA. RefSeq lists its product as uncharacterized. The transcript has a single exon. The record is from RefSeq and is a predicted model, not a curated record. The coding region runs from base 1 to 636 and encodes 211 amino acids. Lineage: Eukaryota; Fungi; Basidiomycota; Ustilaginomycetes; Ustilaginales; Ustilaginaceae.
AUGAUUGCCAGGACCAUCUCCAGAUCCGCCAGACCACUGGCCCGCUCCACCGCAGCGUCCUCGCUCGCCCGUCUCCCCGCGCGCCGAUACGCCUCGAGCUCGCCGCUUCCUCUGCCACCCAAGUCGGACGCUCCGUGGGCUAUCGCAUCCGUGCUCACCUUCGGCGGUCUCUUUGUCUAUCUCACCGCACCUGGCGCCAAGGGCGACGACCACCACGGUCACGGCGCAAAACACGACGACGCCGAGGAGCACGACGAGGAGGAGGCAGAGUCCGAACCCAAGGAGCCCCAGGAGCUUCCCGACGGCAGCAUCGAGCACCCCGAGGGCUUCGUCGAGGUAAAGAGGCCCGAGAUGCGCCACGACGCUCCCGAGGGUGACAAGCACCUCGACUCGAAGAAGAUCGCCGACGAGCACGCCUUCGAGAAGCAGGCCAAGGUCAAGCGCGAGCGCUCGCUGCCCGCCGACGACACCACCUUCAAGCACGGCGUUGCGGCUGCCAAGGACGGCAACCACGUCUCGGACCCAAAGUCGGUCGUUGCUGCCGCCAAGACUGCGAAGGAGGAGAAGGCCAAGGCUAAGGCUGACAACGCCGCCGCCUCGGACAAGGACGAGUCGUCGGAAGAAGACUCGGAGUAG